Culex quinquefasciatus (southern house mosquito) is the source of this 2324-nucleotide messenger RNA. Its product is annotated as zinc finger protein 1. Gene Ontology annotation, cellular component: nucleus. The record is from RefSeq and is a predicted model, not a curated record. Bases 81 to 2258 code for a protein of 725 amino acids. Gene Ontology annotation, biological process: regulation of transcription by RNA polymerase II. NCBI's taxonomy places the organism in Eukaryota, Metazoa, Arthropoda, Insecta, Diptera, Culicidae. Gene Ontology annotation, molecular function: zinc ion binding; DNA-binding transcription factor activity; RNA polymerase II cis-regulatory region sequence-specific DNA binding. The transcript is spliced from 4 exons.
UGUCACAAUUUUUGUUUGCAAACAGCACUGUUUAGUUCAAGUUUCAACUAAAAUUCGCAAUUUCCAAGUUUUCUUUCGAAAUGGAAGACGACGACGACAACCCGCAGACCGUGCUGCGACGCUGCCGGCUGUGUCUGCAUUCCGACCCGGCCAAGGACAUUUUCGCCGCACCGAAUCAGGAGGUGACGCGCGAAAUGCUCGCCUUCCUGGAGCUGGACAGCGACGAGCUCCUCUCGCCAGUUUGCGCCAGCUGCGUACAAACAAUCCGGCUGUUUGAUGCCUUCGGCGAGAUGUGCCGCCGGGUGGAUAAGUUGUUCCGCGAAGCGGAGGUGCUGCCGUGGGAUCGGUGGGACGGUUAUCGGGAUCAGGUGACGGCGUCUGCGACGCUUGUUCAAGCGAGGCGGGACGAAGUCGGGCGGUUUGCCGAAGCUCGAAAGGGUGCAUCGGUGGAGAUUAAGCAGGAAGCCGACGAUGGUGCGUAUCUGGAGGAGUUCGAUGCAGGACUAUCACGGGAUUUGGUAGACAUCAAAGAGGAGAAAGUAGAAGCGUUUGACUUUGAGGGUACUGCAGACAUGGAAGAUCAUCAGCAGACGGAUCAGAAACAAGCAGAUUUUUUGGAAAAGCGAUUGCAGGUUGCGCAAGCUGUGGAAGCUGAGCUGGAUCUACUUUCACCAGAUGAAGUAAGUCACCAUAAAAUACCAUGGAUCGCCGUAAGCGAGCGCCUCGGCUGGGAUUUGGACGAGACCAAGCAAAUUUGGGAAUCGUGCAAACGCUGGCACAAACGGAAACUUCGGAAGGACGAUCUUACGGAUGGGGGUCGCCCUCUGUACGAUAUUGUACAGUCGUUGCUGAACCGACUCAACCAACCGGCAAAGCCGCGUGCGGUAAAGCGAGCGGAACGUAAGCGAAAGCUCGUCGAUUCGAGCAUUUCCAGGAGGUUGGAUCUUAGCGAAAAGGUGAAGCUCGCGGAAAUUAUUCACGAGCGGAAGUUCCUGUGGAGCACUAAACAUGUCGACUACCACAACCAGGAGAAACGAGCCGAAACGUGGGACGAGUUGGCCGCCCUGUUCGAUAUCGACGCCGAAAACACCCGCAAAGAGUGGCGCUACCUUCGGGACAUGUACCGAAGUCGGCGAAACCGCAUCGGAGGUCCCAUCAGCGAGUGUGACGACCUGCGGGACGUGCAGCUGUACCGGCUGCUGGACGCAAUGUUACGGGACAAUCUACAGCUGGGUCUGAGGAGUGCUAAAGCGGCACCGGUGUCUUUGGAGGCCCCGGACGAUUGGAACCAACGGCUCGUGGCGGAUACUCCGUUCCGCAGUGCGGAACAGAGGCUGGUGUUGGCCGAAGAAAUCGGCCGGCAUGCGGUCAUCUGGAACGCGAAGCAUCCCGACUGUGGCAACGCGGUCAAACGUGGCGAAGCGUGGAACUCGAUCGCCACCGUCCUGGACUGCAGCAAGCGGGUGCUCCAGCACGAGUGGAGUCGCUUCGUGCAGCGCUUGGACCAGGCUUCCCGUGCUGAAGAACCGGAAGCGUACCUCCAGGAUCCGCUGCACCGCCGUCUGCAUCAAAUGCUCUUGGAACGUGGCUCCAUCGCCGUAACGGAUGAAGAAACGGUCAUUCUUCCUCGGCGACGUUUCAACGGCAAACGCUCGUUCGAUCCGGAGGGUUGCAUCAAGCUCGUCGAUGCCAACGGAGUGGCGCGGUACUACAAGGUUUGUGAACUGUGCGGAAAGGAGGUCGAGCGAUCGCUGUUUGAGGUACACAUGAACCAGCACAACGGGUUAACUCCGUACGCUUGCUCGUACGAGGGCUGCGAUAAACGGUACGGCAACCGGACGACCCGCGAUCGGCACGAAUUCGUGAAACAUGCGUGCGAAGGUCGCUCGAAGAUCGAGUGUCCAGAGUGCGGUGAGAAGUUUCUGCACCAAGCCAGGUACGAUUAUCACUACGCCGUUAAGCACAAGAGCGAAGAAGUCCCGUGCGAUAUUUGUGGCAAGCGGUUGAAGCACAGGAAUUUGCUGCAGGCGCACAUCAGGAAAGCCCACAACUCCAGGUACGAGUGCUCACAGUGUGGGAAGUUCUUGCAGUCCAAGUACGCGCUCGAAACGCACAUGAGGAUCCAUACGAACGAAAAGCCCUUUGGGUGUGAAUUAUGCGGGGAAAGGUUCCGGAUUAAGGUGUUGAUGAAGCGCCACCUGGCGAAUGUGCACAAUGUGCAGCUCGAGGAAAUGGAGGCGGCUAAGAAGGGAAGAUGAAGCAGUUGGUUGUUGUUACGUUUUUUGAUAUUUUUAUCUGAUAAAAUGUUAUAUCGAAAUCGAAAA